UUUUCUUUUUUACCCAGAAAAGUUUUGAAAUCGCAUCUGCCGUUUCCGAUUCUGUGUCCGAUUCUGCUCCCCUUCGCUCUGCGAGCCUUAGGCCGAGGCUUUCCAGGAGUCCAAGAGGCUUGAAAGGAAGCCUUGCACGGAGGGAAAUCAAGACCUGACUCCGGAGUUGAAUAUGUAAGUUAGAAAUCUUUCCUGAUUCCUCCAGAGAGGAAAGGAUCUUUUGAGAGAAGAGGAUUAAAUGGCCUUGGCAGCUUUGUCCAGACCUCUUGUGAUUAGUAAGACCUGAGGAGGUCCAUCAGUCCAUUUUGGAGUUGGAUUAAAGACCAGAGAGAAGAUGGAGAGACAGUGCCCAGCACAUGCAGAAGUUGGAAAAGGACCUCCAGUUACUCAGCCUUGGAGCUGUGGGAAGAAUGGGGCAAGUCCUGGGCAGAAGAGCCAAGAAGUCAGUUCAGGCAUCCAAUGUUGUGACUUCAGAAAAGUGCAGUUUCAGGAGGGGAGCCGUCCCCGAGAUGUUUGCACUCAGCUUCACUACCUUUGCUGUCAGUGGCUGCAACCAGAAAAACACACCAAGGCUCAGAUGCUGGACCUGGUGCUCCUGGAACAAUUCCUGGCUGUCCUUCCCCCAGAGAUGGCAAGAUGGGUGCGGGAGUGUGGAGCAGAGACCAGUUCCCAGGCGGUGUCCCUUGCCGAGGGUUUCUUCCUGAGUCAGGAGGAGAAGAAGAUGCAAGAGGAGUUGCAGAAAUCCUUGGAAGCGGUGACUGAGUAUGCCAAGGAAAAGAAAUAUUCAUCCAAACCUUCUCAAGAACUGCUGUUCAGGGAGGGCUUCCAGAAAAAUCAAAAUCAGGACAGCACAUCAGAGAGUAGAAAGCAGUCCUUGGUGGUUUUAGAAUCACCUCAUCUUUAUGGUGAAGCUGAAAGAGUAGCUGAACCUGUGCCUCAGGGCCAUUCUCAUCUACCAUUACAACCUCACCCAACACUUCCAUGA
Molecule: messenger RNA, 985 nt
Organism: Pantherophis guttatus
Lineage: Eukaryota; Metazoa; Chordata; Lepidosauria; Squamata; Colubridae
Source: RefSeq, a predicted model, not a curated record